Syngnathus acus (greater pipefish) is the source of this 2246-nucleotide messenger RNA. It is a transcript of the gene hspa8, whose product is annotated as heat shock protein 8. The coding region runs from base 162 to 2114 and encodes 650 amino acids. The transcript is spliced from 9 exons. NCBI's taxonomy places the organism in Eukaryota, Metazoa, Chordata, Actinopteri, Syngnathiformes, Syngnathidae. Gene Ontology annotation, molecular function: ATP binding; misfolded protein binding; ATP-dependent protein folding chaperone. The record is from RefSeq and is a predicted model, not a curated record. Gene Ontology annotation, biological process: cellular response to unfolded protein; protein refolding; vesicle-mediated transport. Gene Ontology annotation, cellular component: nucleus; cytoplasm; plasma membrane.
GCGUGUGAUUGGGUGCUUGCACCGAAAUAAAGAACGGCCAGAGCCCGAGCGCUUCCUUUUACUGCUUCCCCACCAAGGACAAGGCAUCGCCAGCCAAGACCUUCCCUACGACCUCUUCUUGCGACAUUCGAUCACUCUCACUGCUUUGAGAAACAGCAAGCAUGUCUAAAGGACCAGCUGUUGGCAUUGAUCUAGGGACCACCUACUCCUGUGUUGGUGUAUUCCAGCAUGGAAAAGUUGAAAUCAUUGCCAAUGACCAAGGCAACAGGACCACACCCAGCUAUGUGGCCUUCACAGACACUGAGAGGCUCAUAGGGGAUGCAGCCAAGAACCAGGUUGCAAUGAACCCUACCAACACAGUCUUUGAUGCUAAGCGAUUAAUCGGGCGGAGGUUUGAUGAUGCAGUUGUACAAUCGGAUAUGAAACACUGGCCAUUUAUUGUAGUUGAUGACAACACCCGCCCUAAGGUUCAAGUUGACUACAAGGGUGAGACCAAGUCGUUCUACCCUGAGGAGAUCUCCUCAAUGGUGCUGACAAAGAUGAAGGAAAUUGCUGAAGCUUAUCUUGGCAAAACAGUCAACAAUGCCGUCAUUACUGUGCCCGCCUACUUCAACGAUUCCCAGCGGCAGGCCACGAAGGAUGCAGGAACAAUCUCCGGUCUCAAUGUUUUGCGUAUCAUCAAUGAACCGACCGCAGCUGCUAUAGCCUACGGCUUGGACAAAAAAGUUGGGGCAGAGAGGAAUGUGCUCAUUUUUGAUUUGGGCGGUGGCACCUUUGACGUGUCAAUUUUGACCAUUGAAGAUGGAAUCUUUGAGGUCAAGUCCACUGCCGGCGAUACCCAUCUGGGUGGGGAAGAUUUCGACAACCGCAUGGUCAACCACUUUAUUGCCGAGUUCAAGCGCAAAUACAAGAAGGACAUUAGUGACAACAAGCGAGCCGUCCGCCGUCUGCGUACAGCAUGCGAGAGGGCAAAGCGCACCUUGUCCUCCAGCACUCAGGCCAGCAUUGAAAUUGACUCUCUGUACGAGGGAGUCGAUUUCUACACCUCCAUCACCAGAGCUCGCUUUGAGGAACUCAACGCCGACCUCUUCCGUGGCACCUUGGACCCGGUGGAGAAAUCGCUGCGUGAUGCCAAGAUGGACAAAGGGCUGAUUCAUGACAUUGUCUUGGUUGGUGGCUCCACUCGCAUCCCUAAGAUCCAAAAACUGCUGCAGGACUUCUUCAAUGGAAAAGAGCUGAACAAAAGCAUCAACCCAGAUGAAGCCGUUGCCUAUGGGGCUGCGGUCCAGGCUGCCAUUCUGUCAGGUGACAAGUCCGAAAAUGUCCAGGACCUGCUACUCCUGGAUGUUACUCCUUUAUCUCUGGGGAUUGAAACGGCGGGAGGUGUCAUGACUGUCUUGAUCAAGCGUAACACUACCAUUCCAACAAAGCAGACUCAGACCUUCACCACGUACUCUGAUAACCAGCCAGGUGUACUCAUUCAGGUCUAUGAAGGCGAGCGCGCUAUGACCAAGGACAAUAACUUGUUGGGCAAGUUCGAGCUGACCGGAAUUCCUCCGGCACCUCGUGGAGUUCCUCAGAUUGAAGUGACGUUUGAUAUUGACGCAAAUGGCAUCAUGAACGUGUCUGCGGUUGACAAGAGCACCGGCAAGGAGAAUAAGAUCACCAUCACCAAUGACAAGGGACGUCUCAGCAAAGAUGACAUUGAGCGCAUGGUUCGGGAAGCUGAGAAGUACAAAGAGGAGGACGAUGUCCAACGUGACAAGGUGUCGGCCAAGAAUGGCCUGGAAUCUUACGCUUUCAACAUGAAGUCAACAGUGGAAGACGAAAAGCUUUCUGGAAAAAUUAGCGACGAUGACAAGAAAAACAUCUUGGACAAAUGCAAUGAGGUCAUCAGCUGGCUUGACAAGAACCAGACUGCUGAAAGAGAUGAAUAUGAACACCAGCAGAAGGAAUUGGAGAAGGUGUGCAACCCUAUCAUCACAAAGCUGUACCAAAGUGCUGGAGGCAUGCCAGGUGGUAUGCCAGAAGGUAUGCCUGGUGGAUUCCCUGGUGCUGGCGGUGCUGCUCCUGGUGGCGGAUCCUCUGGCCCAACCAUAGAGGAAGUUGAUUAAACAUUCCAUCAUGGUUUAUUCAUGCAAUAAUAAUAAAAUUUGGGUUUAGGGUUUUCGUUCAUUGUUUGCAACUGGAUUGUAAAGUUGAAAGAUUGUGCUUAUGGUUGGAGGUCAUUAAAACUUGUAAACCCC